Messenger RNA from Mobula hypostoma (lesser devil ray), 477 nucleotides. RefSeq names its product small ribosomal subunit protein eS25. The record is from RefSeq and is a predicted model, not a curated record. Bases 34 to 411 code for a protein of 125 amino acids. Gene Ontology annotation, molecular function: structural constituent of ribosome. Gene Ontology annotation, cellular component: cytosolic small ribosomal subunit. The transcript has a single exon. Lineage: Eukaryota; Metazoa; Chordata; Chondrichthyes; Myliobatiformes; Myliobatidae.
CUUCCUUUUGCUCCGAGGACGUGAAGCGGUAGCAUGCCUCCGAAAGAUGAUAAGAAGAAGAAAGAUGGGGGUAAAGGAGGCAAAAAGGACAAGGAUCCAGUGAACAAAACUGGAGGAAAGGCCAAAAAGAAGAAGUGGUCAAAAGGAAAAGUACGAGACAAGCUGAACAAUCUGAUCCUGUUUGACAAAGCCACUUAUGAUAAACUUUUGAAAGAGGUACCCAACUACAAACUGAUCACACCUGCAGUUGUCUCCGAAAGACUAAAGAUCAGAGGUUCUCUGGCCAGGGCUGCACUUCAAGAGCUCCUUUCAAAGGGUAUGAUCAAGCUGGUGUGCAAACACAGAGCUCAAGUUAUCUACACUAGAAACACCAAGGGAGGUGAUGCCCCAGCUGCUGCAGACGAUGUCUAAGGUUCUGGAAUGGAUGACAAGUGAAGAUAUUGUAUACAAAAAAUAAAAAGUAAAAUACUCAAAAAA